Molecule: messenger RNA, 1101 nt
Organism: Chrysochloris asiatica (Cape golden mole)
Lineage: Eukaryota; Metazoa; Chordata; Mammalia; Afrosoricida; Chrysochloridae
Product: olfactory receptor 1361-like
Exons: 3
Coding region: 1-1101 (366 amino acids)
Biological process (GO): G protein-coupled receptor signaling pathway
Cellular component (GO): membrane
Molecular function (GO): olfactory receptor activity; G protein-coupled receptor activity
Source: RefSeq, a predicted model, not a curated record
AUGCUCUUUGUCAUCAUUUUGCGUUUGGUCCAAAGGGGCCAAAAGGUAUUACCUUUACGCCCAAGACUAUCCAAUCCCCACAAUAGAGAGAAGCAUUGGACAGUCAUAGAGAAUGCAGAACUCAUGAGCGCUACAGAACCAAUCUCCCCCAGACCCAGCUGCUGGGCAAACCAGUCGAAUGUCUCAGAGUUCCUCCUCCUGUGGCUCUCCAGGCAGCCCCAGCAGCAGCAGCAUCUGCUCUUCGGGCUCUUCCUGAGCAUGUACCUGGUCACAGUCCUGGGAAACCUGCUCAUCAUCCUGGCCAUCAGCACAGACUCCCAUCUGCACACCCCCAUGUACUUCUUCCUCAGCAACCUGUCUUUUGUGGAUGUCUGUUUUUCUUCUACCACCAUCCCCAAGAUGCUGACCAACCACAUACUUGAGAGUCAGUCCAUCUCCGUCCCUGGGUGUCUCACACAGCUGUAUUUUUUCAUUGUGUUUGGGGACAUGGACAAUUUCCUUUUGGCAGUGAUGUCUUAUGACCGGUUUAUGGCUGUAUGUCACCCCUUACACUAUACAACAAAGAUGACCCAUCAGCUCUGUGCUCUGUUGGUUGUCGGAUCGUGGGUCACUGCCAAUCUGAAUGCUCUGCUGCAUACCCUGCUGACAGCGCAACUCUCAUUCUGUGCCGACAACACAAUUCCCCACUUCUUCUGUGACCUGCUUUCUCUCCUGAAACUCUCCUGCUCUGACACACGCUUCAAUGAGAUGAUGGUUCUUAUUGAGGGAGCCCUGAUAAUGAUGACUCCAUUUGUUUUCAUCCUGAUUUCCUACAUUUGCAUCACCUGUGCAGUGUUGAGAGUCCCAUCCACAAAGGGAAAAUGGAAAGCCUUCUCCACCUGUGGCUCCCACCUGGCUGUGGUUUCCCUCUUCUAUGGCACCAUCAUUGCUGUGUAUCUCAACCCUGCAUCCUCCCAUUCAGCUGAGAAAGACACCGCAGCUACUGUGAUGUACACAGUGGUGACCCCAAUGCUGAACCCUUUCAUCUACAGCCUCAGGAACAAGGACAUGAAAAGGGUUCUAAGAAAACUGAUUGACAGGAAAACAGGUUCUAGCUGGUGA